Cinara cedri is the source of this 21051-nucleotide messenger RNA. The record is from the annotation of a GenBank genome assembly. Lineage: Eukaryota; Metazoa; Arthropoda; Insecta; Hemiptera; Aphididae.
CCCAGAGUCACUACUAGUUGCGCGCGAUAGUAAUUAUUAUGGUGCGCGCGGUACGAUAAUUAUCGUACGGAAGCGGGGCGACACUGACUGCGGAGCGCGCCGCAGUCAGUCCGUAUCAUGCGUUUCGCCGCGACACCCAUAGAACCGUCGGCCAGCAGCGUACCAUUUUGUUGCCGUCAGGUUGCCGGUGGAGCACGUAGUGCCGUUCUCUCGUUCCGCGUACGACGACGCGAUUAACAAUAUUAUUUUUAUUAUUACUUUUUUUUUUUCUACAUAAACCCGACGAUACGGCAAAAAAUACAUAAUUAUUAUAGUUCUAUUUUUACUGUUAAAAAAAUAUAAUACACGAAUAAUACGUGAUUAUUAAUUGAUUGAUUGAUUUUUUUUUUUUCGAAUUUUCUAUUCGCCCGUGUUUUCGGUUUCGCGUGAAUAUUUUAUUAUCAGCCGUCCGCGUGUUAUUAUUAUUAUUAUUAUUAUUUUUUUUUGUUAACUCGACAGUUCGCCGUCAAUAUUAUUAUUAUUUUUUCCAUCCCGGGAUAAUCAUCAUCACUCGUCGUCACUCGUCGUUGGUCGCGCCGCGUGUUGUGUUCUUCAGAAGAGGAAAAUAAGAAAAGUCGCGAAAUUUGUCGUAAAAUCGUUGUGCGUGUGUCGUUUCCGCGGUGUGCGCGCCCGGGUAAAUGAAUCGUUUCCCGACCGUCGUCGAAGUCCAGUGUAACCCGUCGACUUCUUGACGCACGCCGAACGACGCUUUGGGAUUCCGCAGCGGGACCUACCCAGACUAUCCGGACCGUAAGGUAAGGAGGAAGUUAUUUUAUUAUCGGGCCGUCCGAAAAAGAAAAAAAAAAAAAACGUCCGGUUCUUGUGUAUCGUCGAUACCGUAUCGGGAUCGUUGCGAACCGUAACGGGUACCUAUAGCGUUAUGAAAAAAAAAAAUAAAUAAUAACAAUAAGUUCCGGGGGUCUAUGUCGCGCACCGGGUGUUUAAGACGAUUAUUGUUGUUAUUGUUGUUGUUGUAUUUAUCGGUUUUAUUGAAUUCGUAUAAAAUUCCGUUGCGUAAUAAUAACAAUAUGGAGACCGUGCGUUCGCAUAAAAGGCCGUCUAACCUUUCUAUAAUCAUAUAACGGGUGUCCGUAGUAACACGCAGAGGUGGCGUUUUUUUUUUUUUUCGCCUCUUUUCCCUUCUCCGUCGCGCUACCCGGCAGGUACAGCCGAAAUACAGAAGAAUCCGUGCCGGCCGAAAGCGUAACCGGAAAACGGACCCACGAGAAUCCCGCCCGUGUCCACCUCGCGCAUCCCCGUAGUUUUUUUUUUGUUUUCUAAGGGUUUUUAUUGUCACUAUAUUGCACUAUUAUCGGCGCACCGGCCGCGACAUUAUCGGUGCCGGCCCGCUCGAACAGGUGUCGUCGCCCACCCCUGCUGCGAGCCGUCCGAAGGGCCGGCGUUCCGUCCUAGGUAGCACAGGUACCCCCGCCCCCCUCACGCAAUGCGUUUUUCGGCGGGACUGUCGGGUGGGGCGCUAUUGUAUUAUCAUUGUAGUUCCACAUAACAGGCCGGGCACUUAUUCAAAAGACGGACGGGAAACGCGCGGGGAUCUCCGCAUUGUACACGGAUAAUAAUAACGCCGGCUUAUAGUUUUUACGAAUAAAGACGCGGACGUUGCGAAUUCGUUUUUCGUUUUUCGUUUUUAUGGCCCGCGGCCCAACGAACCCGAAAUGGCAUCACGACCGUAUACCGACAACAGCAAUAAUAACCGAUAUUAUUUAUUACGGAACGUAACGCCGAACGGGCGCGCGCCGCGUACAAUAAGGCGCGCGCGCCUCGUCGAAAGGGUUGGCCGCACUGGUUAUUGGUCACGCACGUCACACGAGCGACGGCGGCGUCGUUCGUAUUUCCUGUUCCGCGAUCAUAACGAUUGUGUCGUAUAUAAUAAUAAUAAUAAUAUAAUACAUUAUUAUAUUAUUAUUAUUAUUAUUAUUAUUAUAUAGGUACAGUGUGUUGGCCCGGAGGCGGUUGUUGCCUAUGUAGGAAGAGUGUGGAUACACGACGGCGUGCGGUGCGUCGGCGGCGACGGCGGUCGGUGGCGUAGAAGGAACCGCGUAGCUGUAGGAGUCGGCGGGGCGGUGUGCGUACGUACUACGCGCGUGCGGGUAGGACGGGGCGGGUGGUGCGCGAGAGAGGGCUCCCGAGACGACGACGACGACGACGACGAGAUGCGUUCUUUUCCGCCGCCUCCGUUGCCUCCCUUUCUCGUCGAACGCUAUUGUCCUACGGUUGACCUUGACUGCACACGCACACGCACACACACACACACACACACACGCAUACGACCGGAUUCCGGACGGACUUCCACACAGACGCACACACACGCCGCCGUGUUCCACGUCCGCGUCGAUCGUUAUUAUAAUACACAUUAUUGUUUUGUUACGUCAAAAUACAUAAAUAAAUAAUACAUAUUUCAAACGUGUGUUUAUUUCCCGGGCGUACGAUUAUUGUUGUUUUUUUUUUUCCUUCUGAAAACACUACGUUUCCGCGGGGAGGGUCAAGGUUUUCGUAUUCGCCAUCCGUUCGCGAAAACGCGCGUGUCCGUAACACAUCCCCUCCUCACCCUCCCGGUCACUUUCUCGCGUAUUAUUAUUUUUCGUUUAUCUGCGCUGAUAAUUAUUAUUGUUUACACUCCGGUCGUUUCUAAUAACGGCUCGACCGACAGACACCCGCGGUAGUAGGGGAUGUGGGAGGAGGAAAGCUCGUACGGGGUUUACGUAUUGUUCCCGUUUCGUGCCGUCGCAAAGACGAACACGCCGCGCGUCCGUCAAGAAAUAAUUAUUACCAUAGGAAGUGGGAGAGACGACAAAGAAUACGGGCGCGUUGUGUCAUCGUCGUCGUGUAUUCGGGAAGCUGCCGCCGGAGCGACCGCUGACGGAAUGUUCGGGAGGUUGACGGGGUCGGUGGGGCGGGUUGCGGGCGGUCUACAGCCGCGGGCGGGGGGGCGGUGUCGGCGGCGGCGGUGCGGGCGGGAUAACGAAAAAACAGAAAAGGAAACGGCCCCGUUCCCACGGUUCGGUGUCUGGGGCGCCCCGUCUGAGCGUUCAUCUCGCGCGCGCGGUCGGUCGGCCGGCGAGGCGCGGGGUACAAGGGAUUCCUCGCCGCUUCUUUCUUCUUUUUUAUCGCCGCGGCCGCCGUCGCACCCCUACGACACGCCGGCGACGGUGGAACACCUGCUCGCCGUUCUUCGUCACACAAAAGGGACGCCGCACUCCCCCUCACCGCGGCGGCAACAGCCGCCGACCGGUUCGUAACGCGUAGCGGCGGCGGGGGGGCGGUAAUCUCGACGAUAUGACACAUAUUUACGAUUACGAUUAUUUGUAUUUUGUUUCCCUCUCGUCGCCGCCCGUCUCGUCGUUAUUCGCCCCCGAGUGUCGCGACGGGGUCGUCGUCGCGUUUUGAUUCCGAACGGUUUUUAUUUUUUUUUUAGUCUCGUAACAACUUACAACGCAGAGGUACCGUCGUCCCGCGGGGUGUUGCGCCGUCGUGUUUUUGAAGCCCGACACUUGUUCUGCCCGAGCACCGCUCACACUCUGGGUACGUUCGAUUUUUUUUUUUUUGUUUUUUUUCUAUCUACAAAACUAAUUAUGCAUCGUGACGACGAUCGAUGACAAUUUUCGUUGUUGCCGUUCGAAAGGAAACGGAUACGACCGCGGCGCGUUUCGAGACGCGCCCGGUUAAUAAGGUCAAUUUUAUUAUUUUUUUUUUUUGCAUUUUUAAAUAUUUUAAUAACCGACGGAUUCGUUCUGCGCGACCGGGCACCCCCUCCACUAUCAUUAUUAUUCAUACGCGGCGUCAUUGAAUGCAAAUCGCGUCCCUUCCGGUUCCUUUCGUCCGCGCGCGCGCGUCCGUCGCCGACCCGAAUAAAUGUCGGCGGUUUUCCGCGUCACGUGGGGAGUAGGGAAAAAUCGUAAACGUUUCCGCACAAAGCGCUAUUAUUUAUAGCGGUGAUGUUGUUAUUAUUAUUAUUAUUAUUAUUAUUACUAUACAGCGACCGAUAAGAAGCGGUGCACACACGCCGAGAGAAACCCGUUUCGGUCUCUUCUCUCCCGCCGCCACGCCAACAUGUGGCGGCGGAGUAACAUGACCUGUUGCUGCGCGCGCCGCAGAGCGGAAGUUCCAAUACGCGUGUGUUUGUGUGUGUGUGUGUGUGUGUGUAUGUGUGUGUGGUGUGCGUCUGCGUCUCUGCGUUCGUCGUGUCUGGCUGCGUUUGUGUGUACGGCGCGCGCGCGCGCGUUUGUGUAUGUGUGUGUGUACAAAACUAUAGGCCCGGGACAAAGAACCGCGCGUUUGCCGCCGCCGCCGCCCGUCGUCGUCGUCGUCGUCCAAGGUUAACCGCCGCCGCGUCUCGGUUUUCCUCCCGUGUUGUGUUUGUGUACAUAUGCGCGCGUACGUGUACGGCUCGUGUAAUAUGUGUAUACGGUGUGUGUGUGUGUGUUGUCGGUCGGCCGGUGUAAAAUAAACGAGAGCUCUCGACACAAAGACCGAAAAAAAAAAUAAAAAAAUGUAUAAAAAUUGUGUCCGCCCGUAUUCCACUUCGACCUCCUUCGGGCCGCCGAACACGGCGUUUUGUACCGGUAGUAUUAUUCGGAACGGCGACGGUAAAACAAUUAAUGCGCCCCGCGAGUUCCUACGCGUUAAGAGACCAUACUCGGUGCGGGAUUAGAAAUCCUACGCGUUUUGACACGGCGCGUACGGGACGGAUCGACAGGGUUACUAGCCGGCCGCGAUUAAGAUCGCGACAAGACUCGUCCACGGUAAAAAUUAUGGUAAAAAAGACGGAAUAUCGGCGGAUUAUUGUCGCAACGCAAUAGGAUUUUUUUUUUUUUGUUUAAGGCACCUGCCGCCCGCCGGUUCCGAACGUUAUCCGGGCGGAUUAAAUUUCGAAAAAUACGCUAGCGCCCCGCCGCCGUUCGGACCGACGGAAUUGUUGAGGGGGGGGGGAAUGAAAAAAUUCCCCGAAAAAUCGAUACUUGACCGUUUCUCCCGCGGAAGGUAAUAUGGUGGGCGGCGAGUGACUCGCGAGAACGAAUUUUCUAACGACUGACGGUAUUUUUCGGUUCGCUCGUCCACGUAUUCAAACGGUAUAAUAAUAUUAUAAUACCUGUGCGUCCGUCGGCGAAAAGAGGGCAAACGUUGUGCAGUAAGAAACGACGCAGAAAGAAAAAAAAAAAAAAAGAGACCGGAAAGACGGUUGGGUAGGGAAAAGGAUAUUAAUACCGGCGGCGUCGACGGUCCGCGGGCGCGCGCGCGCUCGUUUCCUGUACGACCGGAAGUAGUGUUUCUGUGUAUUAUACUGCGGCGGCAACGAUGUAACACAUACACACACACACACGCGCGCGCGCGUAUAAUAUAAGAGUUUAUUUUAUUUAUUUUUUUUUUCCCUAUUUCUCGACGGGAAGUGCACGCCAAGAAGUUUUCGUCCGGCGGCACGUCGUUUUACCGUUCUAUUUUUACCGAUCCGUGUGCGCCGCGCGCGUCUAAAACCGUCGCCGUGUCGGUUGGUCGUCUUCGUGUCUAUUAUGAAAACCUAGUGAAAAAAAAAAAAAAAAUGAUAACGAUACAUAGGGGAAAGAGAGGAGCGGGUCCGCGAUUAUAAUAUUAUUAUUGUUACAAGUGUGUCGUCGUCGAAAACCGCCGGAGUAAUGCCGCGCGCGAAAUAACUUGUUUUUUGUUCGGUCAAAAAUAUAGCGAAAAAAAAAAAACUAAAAAAAAAAAAAAAAAAAAAAAAAAAAAAACCCCAGAAAAAAUUUUAAUAAUCGUUUCAACUACAUAAUAUUAUAUACAGGGUGAUUUCCAUAUAUUUUAAUAGUUUUGCCUUCUCGGAUAAGAUUCGUUUACGUUGGAUUUCUUCAUAAUACGACGCGUUUCUAUUUACUUUUUUUUUUUGUGUGUGUCUGUAAACGACUUUUUCAACAGAAAUCUCGCCUCGAUCGAAAAAUGUAAACUUUCUUGUGGCGUUUCGUCGAUUUUCCUUGUUGUUUUCGUUUAUAACAAUUUCUGUCGAUAUCCGUGGGACAACGGGGCGAAUUUACUCCGAUCAAAAUCGUUUUUCGUUAGCCUUGUUUUUGAUCGUUACGAACGGACAUAUAAAUGGGAAUUGCCUGUGUACGUCUCUUCCCUUCCGGAUUUUCUCCUGAAACGAUGGCACGCCGCCCGUCAGCAGCUGUAUCUCAGUGAUACGAACGAUAACAAGUGCGACUUACUCUACUUCUAUUAAAUUCGAUUUUUUGUUUUUCUUUGCAAUAUACGGGGGAAUCGUUUUAACGCCGUUUGUUUAGAACCACCGUCGCGCCUUUAGAUUUAAACCGGUCGCGCGGGACAAAAGAACCAUUCUGUAUAAUAUAUAUUAUUAUUGUAACCUUUUGUCAGACGCGGGCUCAUUUUUUUUUUUUUCGUAAUCUAAUACCCAGCGCACCCGAAGAAAACAAUAAUAUUAUAUAUUAAUAAUAAUAAAUCGCAUUACACAUUUUCUAUCGGCGGCGUAUAUAAAAAAUAUUCUGUCGAUUUUUUUUUUUUUUUGAUUUUGUUACUAUCGAGAAGAUAAUAAUAUAAUGGAAACUACUGUAGUAACAUAAUACAAUAAUAUCGGCGGAGAUCCCGUACCUACGGUUUUUUUUUUUUUUUUACUACGUGUUGGUAAUUUUUCGAAUAAAAAAAAAACGGAAUGUUGCGUCGCCAUCGCAGUCAGUUUUCUCGCGUCCGCGGUAAGAAAUACUACGAGGAAAUAUCGUUGCGUAUUAAUAUUUUUUAUUAUUUCCCUCCCCCCGAACCUAUAAUUUUCGUGGGUAAUAUUUUCCCGGCGUACACGUUCGUCCGUUUUGCAUCGACGGGUAAUACAUGUUUUAAAUCAGUUGACGAAAACAACAACAAAAAAAAAAAACGUGUUCUGUGUACCAAAUUACGAGACGACACAGUCGAACGAGCAUCGCUGGAUAUCUUGGACGUAUUUCGUUUGAAAACUCCGCGAAUGUUUCAAUAAUUUUGAAAUUGCGACGAUUUUUUUUCGCCGUUUCAUACGAAAAUUGGUCUCGAACGUAAUAUUAACAGUAAAGUAUUAUACCUAAUCCCCUAUAAUUUUUAUUUGGAUUUUCAAUAGCAAAAACUUCAUUUACGCCGCCGAUUUGAUUGCUGUGACCGCACAGGAAUGCACAAAACUACAAAUAUUGCAGGUUUCGUAUUAUUCCUAUUCUCGAACGAUUUCAAAUUUGUAGAAAAUAAAACAACACGUUCGACGGGUUCGGGGACGUCACAUAAUAAUAAUCGGAAAAGCUCAAGGGAGUAAAAAAGGGGACGAUUCGGAAAGCCCGACGGUUGGGGGCACGACGGACACGUAUAACGGCCAAGUGUAAUAAUGGCGGCAAAAAUCGUGUCAUUAGAACGGAGAAAUUUGAAUCGAAUGCAUAUUUCGUCGACCGGGCGUUAUCCCGUACGGCGAUAAGACGGUGACGACCGUAUUGUUAUCAUUUUCGCAAAAGACGAUGGCGAACGGUUUACGGGCUCUUUGUCACCGGUCUCGGCAAUCUGUAGUAAUAAUAAUAAUAAUAAUAAUCGCGAAUCCAGAACAAAUCGGUAAUGAUAUAACAAUAUCGUUCAAACAAUCCGAUAAUAAUAAUAAUACGGCGUGUGCGGCGCUCCUAUAUAAUAAAGUUGACUGAUAACGAGAUCUUUUUUUUCUUUUUUUUGUCUGUUUUUAUAUCCGUACAUUCCCCGCGGUCGUCGCUGUCGUUUAAUUAUCAUAAUAACAAUAGUAGCGGUGGUGCCUCGGUGGAUAUUUCUAGAGAAUUGUGAUUUUACGUUAUUUUCAACCGACCCGUGUAUAAAUAAAACGUCAUUAUUAUUAUUAUUAUUCGGAUACGAAGACUCGAAACUAGAGUUUUGCGAUAACGCGGUCUUUUUCGGGCCGUCUACGAAAUAAAAAUAGAAGACGGACACUGUUUUUCGUCUAUUUUUAAAAGUCGCCCGGUUCGAAAAUACGGCCCGCCGUUAUUAUAGCGGCGGCGAUAAGAGUAACGAGUUAUCAGCAACGGCGUACCGAACAAACACAUUUAUUAUUAUUGUUAUUACAGUUUGUGGUACCUACCACAUACACUCGCCGAAAACACCAAAGUGUUUUUUCUAUUUUAUAAAUAAAAAUCGCGUACACAAUAACAAUAAUAACAGAAAUGACGCUUUACCGCGCGUUUGCAUAACCGUUCAAAACAGUAAUAAUAUUUCCUGUUUUCCGGCCGUUAUAAUGGAGGUUUGGGAACAGAAACAGUAAAAAAAAAACCAAAUAAAAUUCAAACGAAUUUAUCCUGUCCGCGGGUCCCGGGUACGGAAAUAAUGGUACGAAUAACUAUUAUGUUUGUUCGACUGCUACUGAUAACGUUGUCGUUCUAAUCGGCCGAACGCGAUAAUGGUAUCGUAGCGUACGUUUUUCGGCGGUUCAAGGUGUUUUUCGAAGGUUCUCGUCGAACCAUAAUACAUUUCGCAUUAAUUUGUUGUCCGCCCACAAUAAUAUUAUAACGUUCGGUUGGCGGCAAACACCGGAAAUCCCGUUAUUCGGUUUUCCGUGCGCGGCGUUCAAGUUCGAGGGCAAUUUCGUUCGCGCGCCACAGCCGUCGGAAACAGAAAUAUUCACGGCGGCCGUGCAGGAUGUACGCGAAACGCGCGACCUCGGCCCGUCUUUGUUUCUCGAGUAGAGGGGCCGACGGAAGAAAGAAAUAGAAUAAGAAGUCAUGAUACGCCCGACAUUAUUAUUAUUAUGUGUGCGGAUAAAUACCGGAAGCGUCCCGGAACGGAAACACGGCACGAUAGUUACCGUCGGCGUGUUAUUUCGGAAUGUUCUUCGGUAAAAGUAACACGAUAGAUAGCGGCAGGCGGAGGCGGACGGGUUUUCGGUCUCUUGUCGCCGUCGCGGUUGAAACCGCGGGUAUUCCGGUCGUUAAAACGCGGUAACGGCGGUCGGUCGCGCCGCAUCCGGCUCUUCCCGGAGACGACGUCCGGCCUGCGAUCCUCUUCCCCCUCCACGCCGCCGAUCGACUUUCUCGGCGGUAAAACGAGCGCCGAACGACGGCGGUGCACACGCACACACAGCACCGCAACGCGAAAACCGGCGUGCGUGCGUGCUGUACACCCACAUGAUGACAAUAAUAAUAAUAAUAAUAACAAUAAUAUGCUCCGGCCGUAGGGCCACACGAGAACGGCUAUCGCACGAGCGCGGCCGUCUUCGCGCAUCGUCUCUCAAGUAUUUACGGUCAUUCCGAGACGGCGAAAACGGCGAACAAUCUUUUUGUCCCGAGAAAAACCACCAAACGACCGCCGCCGUCUUCGCGCAUCGUCUCUCAAGUAUUUACGGUCAUUCCGAGACGGCGAAAACGGCGAACAAUCUUUUUGUCCCGCGAAAAACCCCCAAACGUCCGGCAUUAUUAUUAUUAUUUUUUUUUUUUUCCCCGUCGUUCGGCCUGUAAAGGCCGGGGAGGGGGAGAGGGGUUCCGUGCCAAUUACGACAAUCAUGUUCCGCCGCCGUCUCGUUCGUUCGAGAUUUCCGUUGCGUUUCGCCCCGGGUAUUAAUCGCCAUCCGUUUACGUUUUCGUAAUAUCGAAACGUCGCGCUGCGGGAACGACAAUAUCGUCGCGGCGCUUCCGUUUGCGUGUGCUGUUUCCGCGUACGCGCUAAACGAUCACCUUGCGAGAUUCGCGAGCGCGCGCACUCGAGUAGCGCACCGCCCACACGCGCCGCGCGCCGAACCGACCUGGGUAUCGUGUGGCGACGUCCUAAAACGACACGCGUCCAAUGCACGUGCAAUCGCCGCCGGCGUCGUUCGUCGAAAUUACGUCAACGCUCGUCGUCCGCCGCCGCCCCCGCGGGCCCGUUUUAAAAUAGUUUUACCCGGAAUUUUUUUUUUUGAAAAAAAAAAUAAAUAAAUAAUAAAAAAAAACCACGAAAUCGGACGACGGGCAAUCGAGACGUGUGUGUGUGUGUGUGUGUGUGUGUGUGGUAAUAGUCGAGCGUGAACGCGAAAACGUCGCGGUUUUUUUUUUCCUGCAUUUUACCGCCGACCGAGAUGAUGAUACCCGUGUAAAAAACAAUAUUGUACGCGGCAAUGUUUUGUGCGAACGAUCGAACGGAGAAAACGAAAUCGAUACAAAACCCUUUUACUUUUCCGCGGUCGAAAAACUUCCUAGCCGCGGAGAGGAAGGGCUAGAUACCCGGUAGUUCUGACUUACCCCCCGAUCUCCUCCCUUCCAGUAAAGCGUAACGAAAAAAUCCGCGGUAAAAGUGAAAACCUGUUUUGCCCACUGACCAGUGACGCGGUUUUACGCGGUAUCCGAAAAGGUCGCGGACGGAAACACGGAUAUUAACAACGUUGAACGGGGAGGGCUGCAGUCGUUCGACAACGAUACGACAAAAAACGAUAGGGAUCAAUGAUAACGGUCCCAAAGAGUAUUAUCUGUGCGUAUGUUUAAUCGUAUUUUUCAUUUAUCCUUAGUACGGUCUCAUUACGUUGUUCUAUUAUUUUCUAUCGUAUUUUUAUACUGGCCGGAAAUUUAUUAUGUGGCUUCAAACGUAAAGAAACACGGAAGUGCCCCUAGUAUUUUUAAUAUCUGCGGGACAAAGCUACGAACCGAAUAUUCGAGUUUAUGUUCGUAUACUCCGCGGGCGUAGUCGGAGAAGGAACAGCCGAUUGUUAAACGCGAGAUUUGUAACCUUAGAAAAGUUUAUAGAAGUUUUGUCGUACAGUUUGCGGUAGAUUUUCGGUGAUCUACUUCUCCUCCCCUCAAGCAUAUAUCACCGACACAACAACCGGAAAACGGAUAAUAUUAUUAAAAAGAGAAAGACCGGAAACUAGCUCAGAAUCUCGGUUUUUUCGGGGCUUCUUUUCCCGGCGCGGUUUACUAUUGUGUUAUUAUUAUUGUUUCUUUUUUUUUUCGCGUACGUGCGAUGACCGAAUUGGCGUGUGUACCUACGUGUUUUUUUUUCUCAAAAGUACUCCGUCGUGUUUGUAAAACAGACUUUCGUCUCGGGUGUCCGCGGCGGUCAUCGUCCGAAGUCGCGUAAACAACACAGACAAAAUAAAAAAAAAAUAGUUAGCGAUUGGGUGCGUGUUUCCGAAAACAUAUUUAUUUUUGUUUAAAUUCCGACGCGUGCUGCGAGACGAAAAUUAAAAAACAGCUGCCGUGGCCCCGUGUUAAUAUUUAAAUAUUAUUUAGUUGAAUAUGGAAAAAAAAAUGAUAAUAAUACCGCUUCCCGGUAAUAUACUCGGUCUUGUACCUACCGACAAAAAAAUUAAAAAAAAAAAAAAAAACGGGCGAUAACGUUAAAAAAAAAAAAAACAAAGCUGACAUUGCUGAUGGGCGUGCCACUGUUUUUAAGAACACGAUUAGAAUAUUGAGGAUAUAACAUUAUAGAGCGUAAUUUAAUUUCUGUUUGUAAAAUAAACCGUUGCUAAAACGUUUCUGAACGGAGUGUUACACAUUUUCCAUGACCCGGAAAUCGACGGAAAUCACCAAACAACAGUUUGCCGGUUUUUCCGAUUUAUCGAGACGACCCGCUCGAGGAAAAUCGAGAACGCUGCGGGCGGGAAGUUCCGAUAAAAUUUUCGAUCGGAGCGAGAUUAUUUCCGGGUAGAAAAGUCGGAAGAAUUUAUGAAAAAACACGCGCGCCAACGAGUACGAAAAAUUCCUCGGAAGAACGUGUAUAAUUAUUGUUCGCGGUCGCGUAAAAAAUCGUGUUUCCGGCCCCGCCCGUUUCUAGCGCGCGCGCACAGCAUCUCGCAAUGAUAAUGAUAAUAAUAACGAUGUGGCACCACACAUACGCGGUUUUAAUAAUAUUUAUAUUAUGGAAAUCGAUUCGUUUGACCUUCCUCGGUGUGUAUCGGGUGUACCCGGAUCCGGGAAGAGUCGGCGGGCCCGAAACGUGCGUAAAGUCCGGUCCGCACGAACGAUAACAACGGUCCCGGUAUAAUCGCGACAGUGUACGGUAAUCGCGAUAGUAGACGCGUCGACAGGUGGUUAGGUUAACUAGCUAUGAUAACAUCGCGUGAUAGUAAAAACGGCGCAGCAGGCGAUAGUCACGAUUCGGACACGUCGUUGCGUCCGGUGCAGUCCGAGGGUUCGAACAGGCGGGGGAGGCAAGUAUUCACUUGUCCCCCCCCCGUGUGCUAAAAAAUUGUUCCGAAUAAACAAACGCCCGGGCGAAAACUCCGCGUCUUUUUGUAGGCUUGUACUCCUCGAGCGCCGUUCGCGCCUAAUAAAAAAAAAAAAAAAAUAACAAAACCGUUUGUCCGAAAUCGAUAAUACUCAGUAGGUGCCUAAGGCAUUUGAUCAAAAGUAGGAUUCUCCGUCAGUUCGCGAUUUCGCGCUGUUUUUAUUUUCUUCGUCCGGAUUCGCGUCACGGCGCUAUAGCGAACGGGCCACUGAAAAUCGGAAAAAUGGAACCAUCUCCGUUAGGUUUUCCCCUUGUUUUUCCUGUAAUACGUUUGCCGUUUAAUUACCGGAUUUUUACCAUUGUUCUCACUGGGGGGGGCUCACUGUAAACGUACUAAUAUCAUGCACAUUUAUCGAAUAAAAAAACAAAAAAAAAAAUUAUAACAUUAUUUUUAUACGCGAGCGCGAGCGGCGCACGGCAUAACACAUUGUACCUACUUUAAAUAAAACUAUUCCAUAUCGGACAUUUUUUUUAUAAUUAUUGGUUAUUGUUCUCGACCUUUCGACUAGCACACGCAUUGCGGCGCUCUCGCGGUGUAUCGAUUAAUCGGAAAUUCGUCCGUAGUCCGAUUCCGAUGUUUUUGUGUUAUAUUCGUUUAUAUUUGCUACGGUUCGGUCGGAAAGCGUAAAAUAAUAUUAUUGUUAAAUAAUUUUUGUCUCGUUGUUGAACACUUUUUUUGGCACUCACUACCUCAAAAAAAAAAAAAAACGCGACAUUUCUACCGGGUUAAACCAGAUCACUUUAUUUCAGACGUUUAUCGUCAUUUUGCCGCAUUUCGUCCGUCUCUUUUUUUUUUUUCCUGUUAUUGUCAUUUACUUCUUUAUGUCGAUUUCCGGGUUACGUCGCGGUAACAAUGGCGGAAACGCGCGACUAUAAUUCUACUCCGUUCAGAAUCGUUUUUUUUUCUGUGUUGCGUACAGUAUAUACACAAGUAACCAAUCAAAUUACCGACCGGGUAUAUUGUGGUCACUCGAGUUUUAGAUUUUUGGACGGAACGAGAAACUUCUCUACACCGAAAAAUCUCGCACGGAAAACUUUGAAGGGCUACUUUUUUUGCUGCGCGGGUCGGUGGUAGGUUCGUUUUUUACGCGAACGAUAUUAUCUGUCUCGGGGGGGGGGGGCUACCUCGACAUCGAGCGGAAAAAAUACAACCAUAUGAAUAGUGCAAUAUUUAACACUCCGUUCGGAAUCGCUUUUCGUUAGCAAUGACGGACGUCGAAAUAUUUUUAUCAUGCGCUAUCUAUCCACCGCUCAUCAACAAUAUUGGCUUUUUUUUUUUUAUUUAUUUUUUUUUUUUCUGUUAAUUAUUUUUCCGCGUCAAAUUUGUACGUUUCAAUCAAUCGCCGCACAUUAAAAGAACGUAGGUACUAAAACGUUUGUUCGCCCCGUAAGUAGGCAGGCAGGCAGGGUAGAUGGGAGGACGACGGGCGGUGACGGUGUCCGGAAACGACGACUAAUUUAAAACCGUCGUUACAGCCGAUUAUAAACGAGAGUUUUGUUUUUUUACGAAUAUAAAUAAUAAUUAUUGUAGUUUAUUGGCCACAGUGCGUCGCGAACAACAGCGCGGAAUUAAUUUAAAUAAACGUUCGCGUGUUGUUACGUAUGUAUAUAUGUAUAUUUUUUUAUUCUGUCAGAGCCACGCGCAUAAUAAUAAUCGUGUAAAUCGUCCGGGGUCGAAAAAUUAAACGCGCGAAAUUUUUUUUGCCCGUACACGCGACAGUAAAACGACGACAGAGCCAGAGGGUAGGGUAGGGGAAAUUAGGUAUUCUAAUUUAUUUGACGUCGUUCGAAAAACGUAUACGAAUUUUUUUUAUUAUUAUUAUUUUCUUAUUUUUGUUUCUGCAUACGGCGACACGGCGACAAAAAAUCGCGACGAGACAAAAGCGAACGGAGUGUCGGGUUUCCUGGUUUUUCUGGUGUAUAGGAUUUUUUUUUUUUUUUUUAAUGUUAUUAUUUGCAAAACCGCGCGCACACGUUCCGGAAUCGAUGACACACGCGAAAUAUGUAAUUUUUUUUUUCCGCUACAUUAUAUUGUCGAACGCCCUUUUUUUACACUCCUCUCGCUCACUCCCGAUCGCUUAUACGCGGUAUUUUUAUUAUUAUUAUUUUUUUUUAUUGUUGUGUAUUAUAAUGUAAAUGACGUGUUUUGUCGUCGUCGUCGUCACCGUACUUAUCGCGCGCCUACGUUCCGGGAACGCGCCGCGUAUACCACGUGCUCCAAAGUGUUGAGUCUCGUGCGCGUGUGCAUACAGCGCGGUCAAGUGUCUGGUAUUUUUGGUGGGUUAAACGUGUCUAGAAGAGAAAAAAAAAAACCGCCGUGCCGGAAAUGCGCGAACCCCACAAACCGUAUCCGCGCGGGGGUUCGGAGUUUUCGCCGUCCGUUUUAGAUCCGAGCGCGGGGUAGGGGGCCCGAGAGGUUAAAGAGUUAUAUCACUCCCCCCCCUCCCUCCCCUGACACCCGUCGGUUAGAUAUCACUGUUGCGGGAAACCUGUUGGUUUUUGCGAUUACGUCUUGAAAUUCGUAUAUUUCGUCGGGUAUCGUUACCGGUUUGACGGAUUUUGCGGUUUAUUCGACCCGCGAACCGUAUCGGUAAUUAUCAUACGCGUUUAUACUGCGCCGCGUCCCCUCCCGUUUCGUUUUAUUUUUUUAUUUUUUUUUUUUUCAAAUUCCCGCACGCGCGUUUAGAGUCCAAAUUAACGGACUAAUAUAGCAGGUCGGAGUUUGGUAAACUAAAAAAAACCUCUUCUUGAAACGCCCUCCGAAACCCGAAAACGUGUCUCGGACGCGGCCCCGUUACAAUAAAACACGAGUGCCCGGAUACCUCGCGCCUAACCGAUUUCGUUACCGGGAACAAUAAUUUAUUGCGAAUGAUAUUUUCCACGCGCGGUCGACGGGGUGGGUCGGUCGGUCGGUACGCUGACCAAAAGUUGUUUGGACCGCGCGCAUUGUACUCCACUAUACCGUAUUUUGUACGAUUGAUGAAACACUUUUUGCGCGUCAUGCGCACAUACUAUUCUGUACGGGUCGGUGAAACGGAAUAAUAAAAUAUUAUGAUCGUCGCGAGCGGACGGGUAGAAGAGAGGAGUGGAUACGAAUACGGUUUUUUUUUUGUGGCGGCGGUGUCGGGUACCUACCGAACGGCGCACACACGCUUUGGCACACUUGUUAAACGUUUGAAUUUUUUUUUUUUUUCUUCUGCUGUUUAUUUAUCGACACAUCGAAUUUCCGGUACGUAAAAUUAUUGUUAUUUACGCGAUACCGGAAUGCCGAGGAGUGGAGUGCCAGACAAACGGCCGCCGCGGAGACGGCGAGGAACCGUGUUCGAUUAAUAUUUGAAAUCGUUCACGAAACGGGUUAAAACGUACGCGAACAAAACGUACGAAAUACAAAAACGCACCGUCGAAGUCGUCCGGUCCGCGCGUUCUUUUCCCCCACCAGCGGUUUUCCGUAUUGUUUUAGCGGCCACCUACAAACCCGACGACAAUGAAACGCGUUUAUCAUCCGGUACGUUCGGAAUUUACUACUCGCUAUAAUAACGUGAGCGUGUACAGUCAAUAGAACAUGGUAAAACUGUUAAGUAUCAUACCAUACCAUACCAUACCAUACGAACCGACGACGACGUGCAUUUCCGUUUAGACGCGCGUGUAAAAUAAUUAUUAUUCGUAUGCAAAACGCGCGUGUGGUGUCUCAAUAUGGUAGAAAAAAAAAAAACACCCGCACACGUAUUAUUGUCAUUGUAAAAAAAAUAACGCGCUGUUGCGACAGAUGCCUUUUCACGUAUCCUCGGUGUACGAAUUUUGUCGUAGCGCAGUGUGGUAAUGUGUUUCGUCGGGACGGGUCCCCCCCCCCCCUCUAGGGAAACAUUUUUUCGGCUGUAGUAAAAAAAGUUUUGUCGAUUUUGUUGUCCUAUAUCAAAUGCUUCGAUCUUAAACGUGCGAAUUUCCAAACGAUUAAAAAAAAUGAAAUAAAAUUUGGUUUAAUUGUUUAUCGCUUCUGGAUGACCGUCGUCACGACCACAACUGUCCUUGUUGCCGGUUUACCGCGAGUUCCGCUCGGUAUCGGUUUUUGAUUGCAGUGGUUUAUCGUUGCUAUAAUAGAAAUUAAAUUAUUCCGUAACAUCUCUCAUACUUUCCGCCUACAAGUAUGUGUAACGUUUUUUAUUUUACGUUUUCAAUUCGGAAAUCGCUUUUUUUUUUUUUAAACUAAGAAUUUUGAAAAUUUCACCAUUCCCCCCCCCCUCUAUCGGCCAAUGUGUGAUUUAGAUAGAUCCUGAAAACUAUCUAAAUCGCGACUAUUCUCGAUUUUUUUUUUUUUUUUUACCGCGUUUCGUUUUUCCAGAGUAAUCGCUGAAAACAAUUAUUGUGUCCGAUAGACGUUCGACCAUUUUCGUUUUGACGCGUUUUUUUAUUGUCCGUGUUUACGUUCGACCGCCGAAAACGGUAGACGGAUCUUUAAUAGCCGACGUUUUUUCGGUUCUCCGGCGGCAGACGAUGAACAUCUCGCCGAACGACAGAGACGAAAAAAAAAUACGAAAACCGCUAUAACCGGGACCCCUCCCGGCGUGUUUUGCGCAGGUAUAAACACGAGACGAACAAAAAAUAAAAAAAAAAAAAAUGCUCGAAAUACACAAUAGGACGAGAGGACGACACUGACCGUUAUUGCGUGUAUAACGUAUUUGGCAACGAUAUCGCUUGCUAUAAAAAAAAAAAAAAAUAAAUAAAUAAUAAAAUUGCGUGGUGUGCGCAUGAGUACGAUUGCCGGCCAAAAAAAAAAAACCAUUUUUUAUCCCAAUCGAAUUUUUACUAUUAACUCUCGGCCGGAUGUCGGCUUCGUUAAAACGAGACUCGUUUUGUAUUGUCUUAAAAAGGAAACCCCGCGGUCCCGCCCGUAGGUCAUUGUCGAGGGGGGGACCGUUGUAACUUUUUUUUUUUUCUUACUGUCGUAAAAAUACAAUAAUAUAUUGGCGGUCGGUCUGUAAUACUAAACCUGAUUUUUGUUUUCUGCAGAUCGAAACUCUAAAGGCGUCAUGAAACUGAUGCCCCUGACUCCGGGUCAGGUAUCGACGAUAACGCGGCCCUCGGCCACAGGUGGCGGAGGAUUCGGCGGAGGCGGCCUGAUAGGCAGCGGCCCAGGGACCAACGGCACCGGCCCAGGGAUGACAAACAACGCGGCGGCCGCCGCGUUCGUGUUCAACAGCGGAGCCGCCGCCGCCGCCGACUUGUUCUGGCGGUAUCACCAUCACCACCCGCACCCCGGCGGUGCGUUCAACUUUCCACCUUCGCCGACCCUGUUGCCUCCGACGCCUUUCCCGUCGCCGCUCGACUUCAAACACCACUUGCCCGCCAACUUGAGUGAGUAGAGCCCGCCGUGUAAUCCAACCUAUAUCGUGUUCCGUUUUCCGUCUCACAACAAUAAUUAUUAACGGUGGGUUUUCCUUCUGGUCCACAGUCACCGACCCCAGGAUUUGGACCAAAGAAGACGUGAUGGCGUUCAUACAGUGGGCCGAAAUCGAAUUCGAUUUACCGCGGUUCGACGCUGAACUCUUCCAAAUGAACGGCAAAGCGCUGUGCCUUUUGACCAAGCAAGACUUGGGCGAACGGUGUCCGCCCGCCGGUGACCUUCUUUACAACGUGCUACAACUGUUGCGACGCGGUGGCGAUAUGAUCGGCACCGGCAGCGCCGGGCACAUGCCCAGCAGCCCUGUUGCUUCGCACUUUCCGUUCAGCCCCACUUGGUGCCUUCCCCCGGCACCGUCUUCGCCGGCCGUUCUCAGCCCGGCACCUUCCAUAGACAGCCAGUCGGAAAGCCCUCGGCACAUGGACUACCAACAACCGCCCACCUCAGUCGGCCAUCAUCUCACACCUAGUGUAUCUAUAUUUCCAACUACCCAGCCAAUCGGUAAGUGUUCACCGAAAACCGUCUGUUUGACAUUAUUGAUUUUAUUUCCUGUUUACCGAUUUAUAAUUUUUUUUUUUUUUACACACAGGGUACUCGAACAACGGUGGCACAAGCUCCGGUGGCAGCAAUCAAUCAGAUUCGGACCCAGAAGAAUCGUCGGCUAGUAGCGGAACACUAAAUCUGCCGCCACCGCCCACGCCUACCACGCCAUCAUCAUCCACAUCACCACCGCCAUACUCUCCUUCCACACCCAAACAAUCCAAUGGAAAUAUAUUCUUUCCGUCCGGCGAUUCAAACUCAAUCGAACCAAACACGAGUAUGUAUAUUUAUUCGUUUUCUCCAUUCAAAACAGAUUUAUCAAUGGAUAUUAUAUUAAACACAAUUGUUUUCAGAUGGUCGUCUGUUGUGGGAUUUUCUCCAGCAGUUAUUAAAUGACACCCAUCAACGUUUCACCAGUUUUAUAGCUUGGAAAAAUCAAGAAAUGGGAGUAUUUAAGAUCGUCGACCCUCCAGGUCUUGCCAAACUUUGGGGCAUCCAGAAGAAUCACUUGUCUAUGAAUUAUGAUAAAAUGUCCCGAGCGUUACGUUAUUAUUAUAGGGUAAACAUUCUCAGGAAGGUCCAGGGUGAAAGACAUUGUUACCAGUAAGUGAAUUGUUGUUAAUUUUGGCUAAUUAUUGUAACUGUUUUUAACAAAAUUUGUUUUCUUUUUUUGUGUGUAGGUUUCUUCGUAAUCCGAGUGAAUUGAAAUGCAUAAAAAAUAUAUCACUUUUGCGCCAACAAAUGGCAUCUUCGCCACAAACACCUACCACGACUACUGCUAAACUCGAAUCAACAACGGGAGAUAUGUCUGACGAAGAUUACAAACCAACUGACUUGAGCAUGCCAUGCCCACCCACCUCGUGGCAAGAAGGCCCUCAAGAUUUGUCGACUUCAGCGACCAGUUCAUCAAUGCAAUUACAGCUCAACAUGUCUACUUCAAUGACACCACCUGUGUCUUCUGAAAUAGCUAAAACGACUGUUAAACUCGAACAAGCUUCUUAACAUGGUCUCUUUAAUCCCUUCUCCCCCACCGUGCGCCUAAAUUGAUUCAGCGUUUACAAGUUUUACUCAAAGAAAAAGUGUUUAUUAUAUAGAUAUAGUUAUAUUUUUUCUAAUUAUGUUACCAGUUGAAUGUUUUAAUUUGUACGCUAACCACGAACUGUUUCCAUACCUAAUUCCUAAUGGUAUGUUCGGGGUGCAAUUUAAACAGGGUAUUUAAAUAUAUCCUAAAUACAGAAAUUUAAUUUUAAUAUUGAGUUAUUAACAGUGUCCAGACUGCGCCGAUGACACAUCACUUAAGACUGUCGCACAACGAAAUACAUUAUAGCGCAACGAUUAUGAUAUUUUGCAUUGACAGAAUGUUACGUUACCAGUAGGAUAUUAUGUUUUUUUUUUUUAUAUAUAUACAUAUAUAUUCAAAAAAUUAAAAUAAAUUUGACUGACAUUACACAAAAUGUUGACCAGUUAAAGUUUGUGCGAGAAAAACAUGUCUGAGACUUUGGAUUAUAUUUUUAUACAAUUAUGUAUUGCCCAAUAUGUUAAGAUUUUUUUUUUUUUAUUAAGUAUAAGCAAAUAGGUGAUUGAUAAAAACAAGUGUCUUCCUCAGUUUAGAAAAUUAAAAUUUGAUAAAAAAUAAUUAUAAUUUAAAGAAUAUGUUGUUAUAAUUUGUUGAUUUAUGUAAAUAUUUCUAUUAAAAUAAAUUUAUUAUUAUUUUUUAAUUAUAUAAUUUAAUACCUCAUAAGUUGUAUUACUAAGUAGAUUUAUUAACCUUAAUAUUAUUUGACUGGAUUAUCCGAAUUGUAUAUGCUGUUAUGUCUUUCAGUGGCGUAUGGCCAACUCUCUACAUAUUUAUAUAAAUUAAUAUAUAUAUUUAAAUAUAUAAUAUAUUAUUAUAAUUGUACAACGAAAAUGUGAUACCCAAAUUUGUUCAAUCAAACAAUUUAAAUUUAACUUGUGAUGGGUAAUUUAACAAAAAAAAAUAUAUCGUUUUUUUUUUUUUUCAUUCAAUAAAAUGAGACUUGUUUUUUAUAUUCAUUUUAUAUAAUUAUAUUAUACAUAUAUGUAUAUAGCUGUUGUCUUCAAUACAUUUUUAGUUUUAAGUUAACAUUCCUCAACAAAUCAAUCCUUAAAGUAUGUAAUAUACAUAUAUAUUAUUUUUUGUUUGUAUCGAUAGUGUAAAUUGUGUAGAACCGUGCAAAAACAAAUCAUUAAAAAAUGUUUCUGCAUAUUUACAUGUAUGGGUGAAACUUUAUUUUUCUGGUUUACUUGCUUUAGUAAUAUGAGAAACAUAGUGUGCUGUUUGUUUAUGAAAUUGUUUGUUAUCAAAAUUGUUUGUAAUGCAAACAUGCAAAAGAGGAAUGUAUAUAAAUUGUCAUUGUUAACGAUAUUUGCAUGGUGACCAUGCUACAUUACUCGUAUAUAGUUAAAAAUGUUGUAUUAAUAACGUUAAAAUUAUUUUUUCUUGUUGUAUUUUUUAGUAGUAUUAUUAUAAGAUGUGGUCUCAUGUUCAGGGUUUAAUGAAAAUACAUUUUAUAAAAUAUUUUAUUUAAGAGUUUAUGUACCUUAAGCUCACUUGUUGUAAACUCACGGGUAAAAACUUUAAGAAUUUGUUUUUUUUUUUUUUGGAAACAAUUUUCAUUGAUUGUAUGUUGUUUUGUAGAGGUUUAAAAUUAUUAUUUAUUGAUCUCUCAUCUUUCUCGAAAAAAAAAAAAAUUAAAAAUUAUUUAAACCGAAAAGAAAAGAUUAUUUAAUAGUCUAUUUUGUAUUGCAUAAUAUAUUAUUAUUAUAUCAUUUUUUUAGGGUAGUAACUAUAAUAGAUUUAUUGAAUAUAAAUAUUGAUGUGUAUGUUACAUACAUAAUUAUAAAUAAAAAAUAAUAUU